Messenger RNA from Toxotes jaculatrix (banded archerfish), 2476 nucleotides. RefSeq names its product P2Y purinoceptor 1-like. The record is from RefSeq and is a predicted model, not a curated record. Gene Ontology annotation, biological process: G protein-coupled receptor signaling pathway. Gene Ontology annotation, cellular component: membrane. The transcript has a single exon. Gene Ontology annotation, molecular function: neuropeptide receptor activity. Bases 1192 to 2172 code for a protein of 326 amino acids. Lineage: Eukaryota; Metazoa; Chordata; Actinopteri; Toxotidae.
GUAUAGGUACAGAACAGGAAGUACACCGUGUCCAACAAAUACACUCUAAACAAGAUAUUUGUUUUAUUUUUCCUUUAUCACAGCUGUUGUCUGAAAUCCCUUAAACUGCAGCUUUGGUGAUUAUUUCGGUUUUAAUAAAGCUUGUUAAUUAAUCUUCAGAGGGCUGAGGAAAUCCUGCAGCCUGAGUUGUCAAACCCAAACACUGAGUGGUGAUUGAAUGAGCUGAAAAAUGCAUCUUGGCCAACCAUAAGAAAGGCUCUUUCACUUACUCAUAUUUGCAUGUGAGAAACUCAACCUUUGCACCUGAAAGUUACACUGUCGUAUUCGUUUUUGAGAUAUAUUGAAAGAUAUUUCCGGUUUACACCAAAUUAGGUUUUGUUUUCAUAGUUUUGGCCAUCAUUUGAUAACACAUUUGCUGGGAUAUGGGAACUAGGUGACAUUGCCACGGUGAAGUUUGUCUGUGCAAGAAACGUAAAGAUUGGAACGAUCACAUAAGUUGUAAACCUAAGCUGUGAAGCAGUUUAAAUCACUCUAUUUGGAGGUAAAAACAAAAGUGAGUGUAUCUGAAAUAUCUAUGAAAGAAAACUGUGCGUGCACAACUAGAAUAUGUGUGGUUGAUCAAAGAAGAACCAUGGAAUUAACCAGUAAACUCUGUCAGACAUUUACAACAGUCUUUUUCUUUUGGCUUUAUUUAAACCACAUUGAUCAUGUUACAGAUCAUGUUUUUUACACGUUUAGAAUUAAUGCUGUGAUGUUUCCACAUACCCAGAUGUUUCUGUUACAAAUAAGAGAGAAUAGCAAAAUUACAUAGUUAAGACCCAUGUUAUACUUAUCAACAAUUAUUCUUUAAUUAUAUUAUCAUUUUAUCUUUCUUUAAAAUUCAACCAGAGGGACUGACAGUGAAAUGAACGUCAUCCAGUUUCCUUACAUGUCUAGUGAUCUUGAUCAAUCUCAAACUUGUGUGUGUGUUGGGUGUUGGGUGUUGGGUGUUUGCACAUAUGGUUUGUCUCAUCUGAUAAGAAAUUCAAGAGAAGUCUUAACAGGAAGUCCAAUAAGAAAAAAAAGUGACAAAACUUUCUUUCACUUCUCAUAAAUCGCCCUGUUUUUCAAAAAAACAGCAGAAAACACAGAGAGAGAAGGAAUCGUGCUAACUGCUUUCCAGAACUGCUGUCUGUCAAGAAUCUUUACAGAAUGAAGAACACGUCUUGUCCUCGCAUCAGCUUUGACUUCACAGGCAGAUUCCUGCCUCCUGUUUUCAUCUCAGUAUUCAUCAUUGGUCUGGUUGCUAAUGGAUGGGGAUUGAAGACUUUGCUGCAGAAAUGGAAGAAACUAAAGAUCAUCAAUGUGUUUGUUCUCAACCUUGGACUUGCAGAUAUGUUGUAUCUGCUCACACUGCCAUUUUUGGUGGAUUACUACAUCAGGGACAGUCAGUGGAUCUUUGGAGAUGCAUUCUGCAAGAUAACAAGAUUCUGCUUCAACCUGAAUUUAUACGGCAGCAUUGGAUUCCUCACUUGUAUAAGUGUAUACAGGUACCUGGCUGUUGUUCAUCCAAUAAGAGUGAUAAGAUUAACUGUCACCCAUUCUGUGACUAUCUCAGUCAUGGUUUGGCUGUUGGUGGGUGUUCAGUGUCUUCCAGACAUGUUCUACACCAAAACAUUUGGGAACAAGCCUGGGAAAUGUUACGAGACCACCCAGAAAGCUUUUGUCGAGGAUUACCUGAAAUACAGCCUUGGAUGGACACUGACAGGGUUUUGUAUCCCAUUCCUCAUCACACUGGGCUGCUAUGGACAUGUGAUUGUUGUUCUCUGCCGCAAAAAUACAACCGACAAGGUACUGAAACAGAAAUGCCUGAAGUUGUUGUUUAUUUUGAUCCUUCUCUUCUCUGUUUGUUACAUCCCAUUUCAUGUGUUAAAGAACCUAAAUCUCUGGUCAAGAGUUCUGAGUAAGAUGCUUUGCCGUGAAUGGUCUAAUGGAGUUUACAUCGCUCAUCAGAUAAGUCGUGGCCUUGUGUGUCUGAACAGUGCUCUCAACCCUCUGGUUUAUCUCCAUGGAAAUGAGGAAAUUCCUGCUCAGCUCAGACAGCAGCUCCAGCAAGCUCAUCAGAUGUUCAGUCGUUUCCUUCCAUCAGACUCUGGCUCUGUGUCUGUAUCUGUGUCUGUGACACAGAUCUAAAUCUUAACACAAGUGAACAUGUUCCAUCGCAAUUCUGUGUUAAAAAAUAAUGUGUAAGAUGUGUGUAUAUGUAUAUAUAUUGUUUUUAUAAACAAAAAAUAGUCACCAGUCACCUUCCCCUUUUUUUGUGACUUCCAUAAUCUGAGCCAAUGCAUCAUACAAAUAAAUGAUUAAUUGAAAGAGAAAAAUAACAUUGUGAAGCUAAUUCAUGAUACACUUUAAUUACAUUUGUGAAAUUUGCAGAGAGAUAAUUUGUUGAAACUGGUUUUACAUGAAUUUGAAUUUCCAGCACAUCCCCACUCAU